This is a messenger RNA of Physella acuta, 1537 nucleotides long. RefSeq names its product DPH4 homolog. Gene Ontology annotation, molecular function: ferrous iron binding; ATPase activator activity. Gene Ontology annotation, biological process: positive regulation of ATP-dependent activity. NCBI's taxonomy places the organism in Eukaryota, Metazoa, Mollusca, Gastropoda, Physidae. The record is from RefSeq and is a predicted model, not a curated record.
AUUGUAGAUUCUAGAUACUAGUACUAGACCUAGAUAUCUAGAUAUAUUCUAUUAUAUACUAUCUAGAUCUAGAUAUAGAUCUAGGCCUAUAUGCCACUAUAUGGGGAUGGAGAACCUGUACGAUAUUUUGCAGUCCAACCCAGGUGCUACAGUGGAAGAGUUAAAGAAAGCUUACACGCAGUUAAUACUGAAGUACCACCCAGAUAAAACUCCACAGAAGCACAAUUUACCAGCCUCUCAGACUAACACCGAAAAGUUUAUCCAAGUUGACAGGGCUUGGAAGAUUCUCAGUGACCCAGAGCUGCGGGCUCAGUUUGAUGCCAAAUGGUACGAGCGCAGUCUCGUCCAGGAUUUACCCAUCCAAGAGACUGUACAUAUUAAAGAUUUUGACUUUGACUCCUGUGAAAAUGUGUACACGUACCCAUGCCGCUGCGGAAGUUGUUAUGUGCUGUCCGAGCUGGAGUCCCAAGUCCGUUUUGACAUUGUCUGCUGUGAAACCUGCUCAUUGACAGUACAAGUGAUAUAUGAGGAAAAAUUAUGAUACUUAUUUUAGGUAGUGUUGUUUUUUUCUGAAUUAAAAACUGUAUUUAAAGAUAUUGUUUAUUGGUAAUUGUUUUAAAAACAACUGAUCUAAUCAAAUUUACAGUGUAAAUUCAAAAAUAAAUUAGAUUGUGAAAGAGAUUAACUGAUCAAGUAUGUCAAAAAUGGUAGUUUUGAAUGCAAAGUAGCCAGAAUGUUCUAGAAAUAAAUGUGCUUUAUUUAAAUCAUGUAAUAACACAUUCUUUGUAUAACAGUUUUUUGUUUUACUAGUUUAUUCAUUUUUUUAAAUAAUGCAUUCACAAAUUCAUAAAAAGUACAUGAAAUGCAAUCAACAAAUGUAAAUAAUUUAUUGUGUGAGAAUAAUACAGGGCUAGUUGAUCAAAAAAUUGUUACUUGCCGUAAGAAAUGAAUGGAACAAUAUAUUAUUGCUUAGAAUAUUAGGAUUUGAUCAACAUUGCUUAAAAAUUAACACACUUAGAUGAGGAGAUUGAUGGAAAAGUAAAGUUAAGAUCAAAAUGUGUCAUGAUUACUUAACAAAGCAUUAUUAACUAAUUAUUAAACAUGUUGACAUGGUUCUGGUGGGGCUUCAGUUUCAUUCAACAAUAACUCUAGGUAACACUGUUAAUAAAAAAAACCUUCAGUUUAUUAUACAUUAAUUUUUGUCUAAUUUGUUAAGAAGGCAUCUUCAAGCUGAAAUAAGAAAGAUUUAUAAUAUUUAACAACUAACACAGCAUUUUGCAUUUCUUAAUUUUACAAAAAAAAAUGUCUGUGGUGUGCAACUUUGGUUCUCAAAUUUUUUGUUCAAAAACAAAAAACAAUUACAAUUGCUAUAUAACUGAAAUUGGUGGCAUCAGGUUAGAGAAAAAGUGUUAAUAAAACAGUUUUUAAUUACAAAUGGAAUGUACAGUGGAAUGCUUAAGUGAUAAAAGUUAAAAUGUAUGAACAAUAUAUGGGCAAAAACAUCAUUUUUACUUGUUUAAGUUUUUAGCAUGAUGAA